AUGUCCGCACCUGAGAAAGGCCACCAGCCCGACGACAAGGACCCCAACGGGUCUGUUACCGAGGUCGAUAUUUCAGAAGUCACGACCGUCCCCGUCGAGCGCAUCGAGGAAGCGGCCGGUUUCCACGAGGCGGCGCGCCUAGCCAUCGAGCGCGAACAUGCCCUCUCCUUCCGCACCGCGCUCCGCCUCUACCCCGGCGCUUUCUGGUGGGCCGUCGCCAUCUCUUUCACAAUUGUCAUGGAGGGCUACGACACAUACCUGCUCGGCAACUUCUUCGCAUACCCGCAGUUCGAGAAGAAGUACGGCACGUACCACCCAGACAUGGACCGGUGGAUCGUGGCACCCAAAUGGCAGGUGGCGCUCACGGACGUGAGCCAGGCAGGUAACAUUGUCGGCCUGCUGCUCAUGGGCACUCUCACGGACCGGUUUGGGCACCGCAUGGUCAUCCAAGGCGGCCUGGUCAGCAUCGCCUGCUUCAACCUUGUCACCUUCUUCGCGCCCAACGUCAAAGUCCUGACUGUCGCCAUGGCGCUGGCGGGCAUCCCACAGGGCAUCUUUGGCAUCUUGGGCUCGGCCUACGCGUCCGAGGUCGCACCCCUAGCGCUUCGCGGCUUUCUCACAUCGUUUGUCAACAUUUGCUGGAUCAUCGGACAGCUCGUGGCCGGCGGCGUGCUCAACGGCCUCGUUGACAACCCCACCGAGUGGUCCUUCCGCAUCCCCUUUGCGAUCCAGUGGGUAUGGCCCAUCCCCAUCUUUGCUUUGGCGUACUUUGCGCCCGACUCGCCGUGGUGGUGCAUCCGCAAGGGCAACCUUGCUGAGGCGGAGAAGUCGCUCCAGCGCCUGUCCUCUGGCUCGACUACUGCCGAGAUCCGUGGCACCCUGGCCAUGAUGGUCCACACCGACAAGAUUGAGACGGCCAUGAAGACCGAGACCAGCAUCUGGGACUGCUUCAAGGGCACCAACCGCCGCCGCACGGAGAUUGCCUGCAUGGUCCUCGCUGCCCAGUCACUGUCCGGCCAGCCCUUUGCGUACGGCUCCACAUACUUUUUCACCCAGGCCGGCCUCAGCCCCUCCAACUCGUACAAGCUGAACUUUGGGGCCUCCGCCGUCGCCUUCGUGGCCACGUGUGGCUCGUGGAUCCUCAUGAUCUGGUGCGGCCGCCGUCCCCUCAUCCUCUACGGCCUGAUUGCCAUGACGUCCUGCCUCCUGCUCAUCGGCAUCCUCGCCUUUGUCAACACCCAGGCGGCCAUCUGGACCCAGGCAGCCCUCACCGUCAUCUGGCUCGGGCUGUACUCCCUCACACUCGGCCCGCAGUCAUUCGGCCUCGCGGCAGAGGUCUCGGCGACCAGGCUGCGUUCCGCGACCGUCGCCCUCGCCCGUAUGGCCUACAUGAUUGUCAGCCUUGUCGGCAAUACUGUCGAGCCGUACCUCAUCAACCCCACCGCUGCCAACCUCAAGGGCAAGACGGCGUUUGUAUGGUUCGGCGUGUCGGUUCUGACAAUCAUCUGGUGUGCUUUCCGCAUGCCCGAGACCAAGGGCAUCACGUACGCCGAGCUGGACAUUCUCUUCGAGAAGCACACCCCGGCCUGGAGGUUCAAGAAAGCCCGCGUGGACAUCAUCGACGACGACGAGGUUCACCAGGCCAGCGUGUAA
Molecule: messenger RNA, 1653 nt
Organism: Apiotrichum porosum
Lineage: Eukaryota; Fungi; Basidiomycota; Tremellomycetes; Trichosporonales; Trichosporonaceae
Exons: 1
Coding region: 1-1653 (550 amino acids)
Biological process (GO): carbohydrate transport; transmembrane transport
Cellular component (GO): membrane
Molecular function (GO): carbohydrate:proton symporter activity
Source: RefSeq, a predicted model, not a curated record